Mytilinidion resinicola is the source of this 4667-nucleotide messenger RNA. Its product is annotated as kinase-like protein. Gene Ontology annotation, molecular function: phosphotransferase activity, alcohol group as acceptor. The coding region runs from base 162 to 4343 and encodes 1393 amino acids. Gene Ontology annotation, biological process: transmembrane transport. The record is from RefSeq and is a predicted model, not a curated record. NCBI's taxonomy places the organism in Eukaryota, Fungi, Ascomycota, Dothideomycetes, Mytilinidiales, Mytilinidiaceae. Gene Ontology annotation, cellular component: membrane; endoplasmic reticulum. The transcript has 8 exons.
GAUCGCGGCCGUGUGCUCCGCUUCCAGCGCCCAUUGACGCCCUGCGACCCUGGUCUGCCGCAGAAUAGCCAAGACCAAACACGUCGUGCGUCAGGUACCACUAGCUUCCAGCCCUUUCCGAACCACUCCAUAAAGACUCCCACCGUGCCCAGGCCCUCAGCAUGUCAUAUUUGGAGCGUCUCUCGUCGUUGCGCCUGCGCAACUCAGGCCCGGACUCUCCCUUUGUCGCCAUGAACAACCUCCCCUUCUCUGGGGGUGACGUGAUGGAGGCCUUCAAGAAGCUACCGCCUCACAGCUCGCAUCCGGACUUCCCCCAUUUGUGUCUGCUCGUCUUCGAAGCUGUGCUCGAAGUCGUGUGCGUUGCUUUGCCCGGAUACAUCGUUGCCAGGAUGGGCAUGAUGGAUUUGGAAUCGCAAAAGUUCCUAGCAAACCUCAACACCAUGCUCUUCACGCCAUGCCUCAUCUUCACCAAAUUGGCAUCCCAGCUUACCGCCGAGAAGCUCGUCGAGCUCGGUGUCAUUCCUUUCAUCUUCGUCGUCCAAUGCCUUGUCUCAUACCUAAGCUCCUUCGCUAUAUCCCGCCUCUUCGGCUUUAAGCUACGAGGCCGGAACUUUGUCACUGCCAUGGCCGUCUUUGGCAACUCAAACUCUCUUCCUAUAUCUCUAGUUGUCUCCUUGUCCAAAACACUCUCAGGCCUGCAUUGGGACAAGAUACCCGGCGACAAUGACGACGAGGUUGCUGCUCGAGGCAUCCUGUAUUUGCUGAUCUUCCAGCAACUCGGCCAACUCGUCCGCUGGACUUGGGGCUACAAUAUCCUACUCCGCCCAGCGUCCGACUACACCGUCGAGGAGGGAGGCACCAAGCACGUGGACCACUUGGAGGGCAGCGAUGGGAACGACCCGGAGGCCCAGGCUCUUCUGGGAUCUCCUACCGAAUCUCACUCGGAUUAUGAGUCUGGUAACAUCACGCCACACAACAGGCACGGUUAUGCCUCCUCAUACUCCUCUUCAUCCUCGGGCUCAGUCGACGAACGUCAAAAUGUUAUACCUGAGCUAGACCCUACUCCCACGAACGGCAAUGUCCUUCCUAAGCGUCCUGUGGACUACAUAAAGAGAAACGCUAUCCUGAACGAGUCCAGCGGCCACAUGACGACCUUCCCAAGUCCGAACUCAACUACCGAUCUGCAACACAUACCCAAAGGUCCAAAAGGGUGGUGGAUCAGGUUCAAGCAGGCAAUCACGCAGGCAUUCCUUUCGGUCAAAGACGGGAUCGCCUCCACUUCGCAGAAAGCGUUCUCAACCCUUCCCGCUCCCUUUCAGAAAGUGCUGGCGAAAACGUUUUCUGUUCUUUUCGGCUUCCUCUGGCUAAUCUGGGAGGGAAUGAACCCACCGCUUUGGGCCAUGUUGGCAGCAAUUAUCGUUGCAUCCAUCCCGAAACUCCAGCACGUGUUUUUCGACCCGGGCACAUUUAUCAGCAAUUCAGUGACACGCGCGGUCAGCCAGUCAGCCGGUGUUGCCGUUCCUCUCAUUCUGGUAGUGCUCGGAUCAAACCUUGCCCGUAACACCCUCCCCAAAGAGGACGCCUUCAGUUCCGAGGACCCCAAGGAAGAGAAGAAGCUUCUGAUUGCGGCCCUCGUCAGCCGCAUGCUCAUUCCCACCAUCAUCAUGGCGCCGAUACUUGCCGUUACAGCCAAGUACAUCCCUGUCAGCAUUCUAGACGAUCCCAUCUUCGUCAUCGUCUGCUUCCUCCUCACUGGAGCCCCUAGCGCACUUCAGCUGUCUCAAAUCUGCCAGCUCAACAACGUCUACCUAGGAGCAAUGUCAAAGCUUCUCUUCCAGAGCUACAACGAAGCCUCUUCAGUUGCACUUCACUUACUUGUAGCCAUGGCAUCUACCAAUGAUGGAUCGCCUGCGCAUGAUCAGGAUGCCGCGCAAAGCUUAUCCCAAGACGACCCCCGCAGCUCCAUUGUAGAUGAAAGCGCGUCACCACGAUCCUCCGCAACCAAAGUCGUCUCCAUUGCUGACCCAGAGAGCAUUUCUCCGAUGAUGAAGGGCAAAACGACAGAAUUCGAACCAGGCAGCGAGUAUUCCGAUCUGGACAAGACUGCAAAGCAAUUUCGUGCUAGCGUCAGCGGAAAGCGUUUGUCAGGUCGACCCAGUGUGGACCCAAGGAGGAAAUCUUCCGUAGCCACGCUUGGGAAUGAAGAGAUGGACUCGUCGAGCAGCCGCCCGCAAAGCCAUCAUGGACAUGAUAGUCUGAUCACCCAGAUUGGCGAUUGGCUCAAACUCGAGAAAGCAAGACGUGCGGCACGGAAAGCGAAACGUGUGGCUGGUCACCGAAGUACGCCGCAAGAGGCCGCAGCUGGUGAAGGUUCACUAGAAGAACAAGUGGGCACGCCAGGUGCUCAGGAAGAUAGACGAGACUCAGACUCCUCCGACGGCUCAGAUGCACUAGAGAAUCUGCAAGCUAUACUCGAGAAGAGCUUGAAUCUUGCUGUCCAAGAGCAGCGCCCGGGUUACGGUAGGAAAGCGUCGUCAGUCCGUCGAAUUCCAUCUGUUAUGAAGAUCUCCAAGAACACUGGCGCUUCGUCAGAUACGGAUUACGCCGACGGAGAUCCUGUUGUGCCCAGCUGUGAAGCAGUGCUUGAUAAUUCUAAGACUAUGGCAUACUCAGGCGGAGGAGCAGAAUCAGACGAGGAGGCUGGCAGCAGCAUGAAGAAUGCCGUCAAAGAGAAGGAAGCGUGGGCAACCUUCAAGUUUGAGAUUGUCAGACUUGCCCAUACUCUACGCUUGAAGGGUUGGCGCAAGGUCCCUUUGGAGCGAAGCAAUGAGGUCGAAGUUGAACGACUGAGUGGCGCGUUGACGAAUGCAGUCUACGUCGUUGUUCCACCAAAGAAUUUGCCUUCUCGAAAGGACCAGAGCGCGGAGUCAAUCCCACAUCCCAGGAAUCCUCCCCCGAAACUUCUCCUUCGUAUCUACGGUCCACAAGUAGAACAUUUGAUAGAUCGUGAAGCCGAGCUUCAGAUUCUCCGACGAUUAGCCCGCAAACGUAUCGGCCCUCGACUUCUCGGUACCUUCACCAAUGGUCGCUUUGAGGAAUUCUUUCAUGCGCAGACACUCACUCCCAAAGACCUUCGCGUGCCAGAUACAUCCAAGCAGAUUGCUAAGCGAAUGCGCGAGCUCCACGAAGGUAUUGAGUUGUUACCUACAGAACGCGAGGAAGGCCCAUUUGUGUGGCGAAACUGGGACAAAUGGGUCGAGAGAUGUGAGCAGGUCAUUGCAUGGCUGGACAAGCAGGUCAAAGAUGGCGAGUCAAAGGCAGACGACCCAGCAGCCGAAGCAAUCAAGAAGCGAGGGUUCAUCUGCGGUGUUGAAUGGCCUGUUUUCAGGCAGACUGUUGAGAAGUAUCGAAAGUGGUUGGAUGAGCAAUAUGGAGGGCCUGGGAAGGUCAACGAUAGGCUGGUGUUUGCGCAUAACGACACGCAAUAUGGCAACAUCCUUCGACUCAUUCCGGCCGGAGAAUCACCUCUCCUGCUCCCUAAGAACGAGCACAAACAACUCGUCGUCAUCGACUUCGAAUACGCUAGCGCCAACUUGCCCGGUCUAGAGUUCGCCAACCACUUCACCGAAUGGUGCUACAACUAUCACGACGCCACCGCUCCCCACCUCUGCAACACAAAACACUACCCAACCAUCGAAGAACAACACCGCUUCAUCCGAUCUUACCUCCUGCACAAUCCUACCUUCAAAGGCCCCUCGGCCGCUUCUUCCCAGCCUCCCACCCCCAGCCUAGACCCAGGCACGCCCUCUGUCCGCCCUUCUAACCCCGGUGGCACUCCCACCGCAUCCCUUGCCACCGCCGCUCCCUCGUCUUCGAUCUCUGCCUUCAUGCUCGACUCCCGCGCCCCACCAACCUCCUACGCCGAGAGCGAAGAGAAGUCAGAGAAAGACACCGAAGCGGAGAUUCAGCGGCUGAUGGCCGAGACGCGGCUCUGGCGGCUUGCCAACUCGGCGCAGUGGGUCGCGUGGGGGAUUGUGCAGGCCAAGGUUCCCGGACUACCCGAUUGGGAUGAUGAGGGCAAGGCGAAGGGUGGGGAGGAGGCAGAUGCGAGUCCUGAGGGGAAGUUGCUGGAGAGUGCAUUGCUGGAGGUCAAGGAGGCAGCGAAGAAGGAGGCUGAGGAGGGGGACAAGGAGGAGGAGGAAGAGGAGUUUGAUUAUCUGGCGUAUGCGCAGGAUCGGGCGUGGUUCUUCUGGGGAGAUGUUGUCAAGCUUGGGUUGGUGAGGGUGGAGGAGCUGCCCGAGGGGGUGAGGGAGAUGGCGAAGGAGAAAAUGGUGGAGUACUAAGGUGAGUGUUGGUGCUGGCAGAAGAGCAUAGAUGGAGGAGGGGCUGGGUAAGAGGUCAGAGGUAGGUCAUAGGUAGGCCUUGGGUAAAGUCGGAGGGUUUAGGUGGCUUUGGAGGCUCUGUAGCAUUAUUUACAUCAACGGCCUUCUUCCAGUUUUCGACUCUUCGCGCGGGAUCAUGCGAAGUGUACACUGAGAGGCGAACUCUCACGCGCCCACGGGGAUGGGCGGUCGCCGUGCAUUUCUUUAUCACUACUUGGCAAAGCUUCGAUAGAUUCUUAAGAAUAACUAGGUAUCGAUAUUAGAAACAGGCAAAUUAAAUCGGCC